AUGGCCACUACUGCCGGGAACGACUGGCAACCUCCUCCGGCAUAUCCUUGGAAACAAACUCCGGUGUCGGCUGCCAGACCAACUUUAGUCUUAAAGUCUCUGGCCCGGGAGAAGUUCGGGAAGUUGGACCUGGCAGUCAACUGUGCCGGCAUCGCUGUGGCUGUAAAAACGUACAACUUCAAGAAGAACGCCCCUCACAGCCUGGAGGACUUCCAGCAUGUCAUCAACGCAAAUAUCGCAGGAACCUUCAACGUGAUCCGCCUCGCCGUGGGGGAGAUGGGGAAGAACGAGCCGGACGCAGACGGACACCGAGGCUGCAUCAUCAACACCGCCAGCGUGGCAGCGUUCGACGGACAGGUCGGACAAGCGGCGUAUUCUGCUUCUAAAGGCGGCAUCGUUGGAAUGACGCUCCCAAUCGCUCGAGAUCUGGCGCCGAUGGGCAUCAGAGUCGUCACAAUCGCUCCUGGAUUGUUCGCCACUCCUCUCCUCGCCAGCCUUCCAGAGAAGGUGCGCUCCUUCCUCUGCCGCCAGGUGCCCUUUCCUUCACGCCUAGGAGACCCCGCUGAGUUUGCCCACUUGGUGACCUCAGUGGCGGAAAACCCGAUGAUCAACGGGGAGGUCAUCAGGCUGGACGGAGCUAUCCGCAUGCAGCCCUGA
This is a messenger RNA of Xiphophorus maculatus (southern platyfish), 657 nucleotides long. Its product is annotated as 3-hydroxyacyl-CoA dehydrogenase type-2-like. The coding region runs from base 1 to 657 and encodes 218 amino acids. NCBI's taxonomy places the organism in Eukaryota, Metazoa, Chordata, Actinopteri, Cyprinodontiformes, Poeciliidae. The record is from RefSeq and is a predicted model, not a curated record. The transcript has 5 exons. Gene Ontology annotation, cellular component: mitochondrion. Gene Ontology annotation, molecular function: estradiol 17-beta-dehydrogenase [NAD(P)+] activity. Gene Ontology annotation, biological process: estrogen metabolic process; fatty acid metabolic process; androgen metabolic process.